Messenger RNA from Folsomia candida, 1418 nucleotides. Its product is annotated as putative gustatory receptor 28b. Gene Ontology annotation, cellular component: membrane; dendrite; axon. The coding region runs from base 28 to 1338 and encodes 436 amino acids. Lineage: Eukaryota; Metazoa; Arthropoda; Collembola; Entomobryomorpha; Isotomidae. The record is from RefSeq and is a predicted model, not a curated record. Gene Ontology annotation, biological process: sensory perception of taste. The transcript is spliced from 3 exons.
UUCCUCACGGCAUCGUCACAUUUCAUCAUGAAAAUUCCACUGAUUCUGAGAUUGAUUCAACUUUUAGGCUAUUUUCCUAUUCCACUGUCCCCUCCUUCUACCUUUUCCCCAUCUCAGAUUGAGAUAAAGGACGACUCAUCAUCUUCAUCGCCAAUUUUAGCAAAGAUUAAAUCAAAACUACCCCAAAGAAUCGUCUCACAAUCGUUCUUGAUUCUACUCGGCACAUUUUACUCGUUCGUUUUGCUUGCCGUCGUUGUAACUUUCUUCUUGGAGUUCAAUUACUGGCUAAAAAAUGUGCCCGGAUUUUGGGCAAAGGGUCGCGGAAUAUUCUUUUCUGCCGUGAUAUUGAAAGCAUUAUCUCACAUUUUGUGCAGUGUCGUUGUAAAGCUUGGCAUGAUUUAUCGACGAGGCAGGCUGAAACUGUUUUACAACAACUUUCUCUCCAUGAUUGACUCGGUCGGGGAAAUGACUGGGAGCGGGUGUGACGAGGAAGGCUUGCAGUCGAACCGAUAUCAGAAACGGUUAUCCAUCAAGGCGUAUUUAUUUCUGGUGUUAAUCACUGCAUGGAGUUUCGAAUUGUUCGCCGACUUUCACUUUCAGAGCACGGCCGUCCUCAGUUACACUUUCGCUUAUGUGACCCCACCAAUAAUGGGAUAUUACCACUCCCUCUUUCCAUUCCUUGUCGCUUUCUUCCUAAACUGGUAUCUAGAAAGUUUGAAAAGGAUUCGUACAGUGGUGGCGAAUAAGUUGAGGUACAUGGAAACCAUAAAAAUUGAGAAAUUUUCAAAAAGAGAAAAUUCAAAGGGUGCAUCUUCUUGGUACUUGGUCCAUAAUAAUAACUUAAACUUGCACCGUAUACCCAAUGACACGGAGAUCUUGUCCAGUCUUUACAAUCUCGUGAGGCAGCAAAGUCUCCAGUUUAACCGAAUAUUUGGAUUCUGGAUAACUCUCGACAUGGCGCAUAGUUUGUUGCGAAUCGUUUUCUCGGCAUAUUUUAUUGUGUCGUUGAUGUGUCUACAAGUCUACAAUUUGCGCUCCAUUGUCCAGAACAUCAUGACGGUGAUUGUUUACUUUUACCUUUUGUACAUGGUGUGUAAGAAGGGAUCGGAUAUUGCGGGAGAAAGUGAGAAAGUUGUUGACGUGCUGGAAUCCUUAAUAUCUUUGGAGAAGGGACAGGAAAUUCAUGGACGACUUAAACCCAUUAAGAUUGAAACCAAUUUCUUCAAUGUGGACCUCAAGAUUAUUACCCCAAUUCUAGGAACAGUGACGACUUAUCUGCUCGUCUUGAUACAAUUUCAGAAGGGCGAUCGUAAAAAUGUGAACGUUGGAGAAGAAUGAAAUAUUUUCAAUAACUGUGACCUGAGUUGAUAUAUUUUAAUAAUUAUAAUUAUUAUGCAUGCAUUGCAGUUUUAAAUAAA